GGCUGGGGGAGGUGAUAGGAGGUGUCGCGCGCUUGCUUAGUCCCUUGCAAUCUCGGCAGUUGGCGCAACGUCGCUGAUUGGCUGGGUGGCGCAGCAGAGUCUCUCCGGCUCUAGGCUUGGAGAAGACUAGUCUCGCGGUUUCCUCUGCCUGGUACUUCUCGGUGGGGUGACAGUGAUGGGCUCCCGGGCGUCCACUUUGCUUCGGGACGAGGAGAUCGAGGAGAUCAAGAAGGAGACGGGCUUUUCUCACAGUCAGAUUACUCGUCUAUACAGUCGAUUUACCAGUCUGGACAAAGGAGAAAAUGGCACUCUUAGCCGUGAGGAUUUUCAGCGCAUUCCUGAGCUUGCCAUCAACCCACUAGGAGAUCGGAUUAUCAAUGCCUUCUUUCCAGAAGGAGAAGACCAGGUAAACUUCCGUGGCUUCAUGAGAACUUUGGCUCACUUCCGCCCCAUUGAAGAUAAUGAGAAAAGCAAAGACCAGAAUGGGCCAGAACCACUCAACAGUCGGAGCAACAAGUUGCACUUUGCUUUUCGGCUAUAUGAUCUGGAUAAAGAUGACAAGAUUUCCCGGGAAGAGCUUCUUCAGGUGUUGCGGAUGAUGGUUGGUGUAAAUAUCUCUGAUGAACAGCUGGGCAGCAUUGCUGACAGAACUAUCCAGGAGGCUGAUCAAGAUGGUGAUAGUGCUAUCUCCUUUACAGAGUUUGUUAAGGUUUUGGAGAAGGUGGAUGUAGAGCAAAAAAUGAGCAUUCGAUUUCUUCACUGAUGGAUUAAGGUCCCUUCCUUGUUGUCCUGAUAUUUAAGAAAUAGAGUUUAUUUUAUCCUCCUUUCUCCUGAGCAUUGCUACUGGUGCAUGUGAGGUACAUCUCCAAAUCCUUCUCAGUUUGUUCCAUCAAUGUGAACAUUCCUUCUGCAUCAGAACAAAAGGAUGUGGCUGCAGUGCAGCCUGGAAUGGAGCAGUGAAAUGGCCUCUUCCUCACAACUCUCUCUGCAUUGCUUUCAAAUUAGAAUUGUGUUCUUCCUGUGUACGAUAGCCUUCUAACAUCUUAUGAACUCUGAAUUGGAAACACAGAGCAAAUUCCACCAAAGAGCUAUUUGGAGUACAAUAUAAAUUUCUUUGACUGAGAAGUAGUAUAUUCUGGGUUUUUUUUUCAUGCCUUCUAAACUUCAAGGUAAUGCAAGGCAAAUGGUUUUGUUUUCGGGAUGAAGGCUUGGGGAGUAUACCCUCCCAUCCAUGUAAAACAAGAAUUUGUUUAUAGGGAUGUAGGGCACCUACCAAGUUUGUAAUCUGCAGUUCUGAGAGCUCAACAACUAGGCAUCUGCAUUAUGUGUCUUCAUGCUCAUUUUUUCUGUACCAGUAAAAGUUAAAUACCUUCACACUAAUCAUCCCCCUUUGUUGAAUUACUUGCUCUGAGUUCUUCCUCUCCCCAUCUUUGAUUAUUUUUUCAAUGUUUGCAACAUAUUUUGUUUAUUGCGCAACUGUGAUGAAAGUCCUAUUUUCAUUUUAAUCACAGUAGCCCACUUAGAUUUUUGAGCUCUGACAGGUGUUCUCACCGCCCAGGCUGGAGGAUUGGGAAAAGGUUAUAUGCUCUCUUCAUUGGGAACACUAACAUUUUUAUGAAAAUAUUAGCAUGUGACUACGAUUAAGUUAUAUUUUCCUUCAAGCGCACUCCAAUUAUUAAACAUUGCUACAUCAAAUUUUGAUGUAAUUUCAGAGCAGUAAAAGCUUCUUUUGAACUUUCCAAACUGGGUUACCUUUGUGGUUCAAUAGGCAAUUCCAUUAUGCUAAUUUUCAAAAUCAGCUGUUUUCAGCAAUGCAACUUGAAUUGACAGUGUUUGCCUCCAAAACGGACAAUAUACUUCUACUAAAUUUUUAUUUACAUUAUUAAAUCAGUGUUCAGAUGUUCUUGUCCUCCCCAUUACUUUCACAUGUCAGCAUGUCUGUAAGUAUUGAAUGCAGUUUAUUGAAUGCAAUAUAUUAUUACUUCAGUCCUGCAAAAUUCAGUGAUCUUUUAGAGUUGUACACAUUUUUUUCACUUCAAAAAACUGCAGAAGAAAGUCUUUUUCAGACAAAAAUGUAAAGUUGGAAAGGCCUGGGAGCAAAAUUAAAUAUUGAUCUCUCAAAGAGUUUAGGAUUUUGAUCAUGGUGUAACGUAGACAUUUUAUAAAAAGAAGGAAUGUAACAGUAACAUCAUUAGAUGUCAUAGAUUGAAAUAGCUUAUUUUCAAAGAAACACAUCUUCCUUUUGAUUCUGUAGCUGUAAUCUACAGUUGUGCCUUGUCAGAUCUAUUGUAUUCAUCAACAAUCCAUGAAUAAAAUCCUUCACCAUAA
Eublepharis macularius is the source of this 2328-nucleotide messenger RNA. It is a transcript of the gene CHP1, whose product is annotated as calcineurin like EF-hand protein 1. The record is from RefSeq and is a predicted model, not a curated record. Bases 176 to 763 code for a protein of 195 amino acids. Gene Ontology annotation, molecular function: calcium ion binding. The transcript is spliced from 7 exons. NCBI's taxonomy places the organism in Eukaryota, Metazoa, Chordata, Lepidosauria, Squamata, Eublepharidae.